Molecule: messenger RNA, 962 nt
Organism: Orbicella faveolata
Lineage: Eukaryota; Metazoa; Cnidaria; Anthozoa; Scleractinia; Merulinidae
Product: adenosine receptor A2a-like
Biological process (GO): G protein-coupled receptor signaling pathway
Cellular component (GO): membrane
Molecular function (GO): G protein-coupled receptor activity
Source: RefSeq, a predicted model, not a curated record
UCUCGUAGUUUGUUCUAGAUCAAAGUAUGGCUCAAACCACGUCAAAACCCUUAAACCAAUCAUGUUGGAACUGUUCCUCAAGCAUUCCUCAAGGAACUAAUCUGUAUCAGUCCGAGAUGGGUGUCCUCUUAACUAAAGAUGAAGCGAUAGCCCUGUCUGUAGUUUGCGCCUUGGCUAGUUUCAUCGGAACCCUGGGAAACUUCUUGGUGCUUCUUGCAGUUUACAAUCUCAAAAACCAUCGCAAGAUACCUGAUCUUUUCAUCUCAAGUCUGGCCUCCUCCGAUAUUUCAGUCUGCGCGCUGUAUCUGCCGAUGAUGAUUUUCAGCCUCUUUCACGGAGCUCGUACCGACGAGUACGUUAUAUCUCACUCCGUUAAAAUGUUCCUUGGACAUGCCUCCAUGGUCGCUUCCGCAACCAACAUGUUUGCAGUGACAGUUGAUCGUGUUAUCGCGAUAAGAUUCCCUUUCAAGUACGUCAAUGUCAUGAUAACGAGAAAUACAUUGGCCGGGAUAGUGGUUGUCUGGUUAGUUGCUCUUACAUUCGGGGCCCUGUAUGCUCGUGAUUUCAUUUCAACGCGCUACGUCUCAACUUACAACCUAUUGAUGUUAUUUACAACCUUAAUCAUGUACAUUUAUAUUUUCGUUGCCGCCAAACGACAAGAAAACAGAGUUCAAAACAUCCCUCUGGGACCUGAUGCGGUCGCAGCGGAGAAAAAAGUAGCCAAAAACAUUUUCGUUAUCGUGGGAACUUACACCUUGUGCUGGGCACCCUUAUUUCUAUUUCCAGCCUUUGUCCACCCUUUGAGAAAUCCGCUUUUAUUUAGAAAAGGUUUUCUCGGGAUUCAGACUCUGCUUGCUAUCAACUCAGCGGUUAAUCCUUACAUUUAUUGCUUCAGAAGCAAGAAAUACCGCACAGCAUUCUGCAAAAUACUGCGAAUACAACGUAACAAUGAUCGACAGUAA